AUGUGCAAAUACUAUAAGGCAGUCGCUUACCUCUACCCCCGCAGCUCCUCUUCACCGCUCUCCGAAACCUCCGAAACCUACAUUGAAAUCCAAAUAUUCGACGAAAUGACGACGAGAACAUUAGUAGCUACCCCUACGAAGGCGGCACUGACACCAUACAAAAGACCAUCCAAAAGAAAGCUCAGAGAAGAAGACGCUCUCCAGGAAGCCAGAGUAAAAGAGGCGAGAUCCCGUAUUAUUGUGACGGGCGCGUUCAUUCCCGAAACAAGCGGGGGCAAAGACGUGCCGAGGCCUGAUAGAGGAAAAGGCCGUACUCUUGCUGACCCUCCUCCGCCUUUCGAUGAAAACAGCCGUUACCUCCAAAGCAACGAAAUCUCUCCUUACUUCGCCUGGACCGAGAAGCUUGACCUUGACCGCGCCUCCCUCCCAUGGUGGGUGCGUGUUCCGACAAGGCCGAAUAUCACCCACUUCGAAUAUAUGAAGCAAACACGGAGCGUCGCGCGCACAACACAACUGCUCAACGAAGCUCUGAGAACGAUGCAGACCCCGGAGAACCGGCGCACAAAGGAGAUGAAUAUGGGGCUGCUCCCGGCGUUAAGCGAGUAUGAGCAGAGCAUGCAUGGGAAUGGGGAGAAGGGCAAAUGGGAGCUGCCAAGGUCGACACACGAGACCUAUGAUAAGCUGGUUGUUCUAUUGAGCCAAGGGGCGCCGGAGUUUCUUAGACCUCCGCCGCGAUCGGAGAGGGAGAUAAAAAAGUACCCGUUUGGCAGGUUUAAAAAAGUAGUGGUAAAGAAGUUGCCGCCCUUAGAAAUGCCCUUGAAAUGGGAGCCAAUAUACCUUAGCGAUUGGGAGGAGCACAUGUCGUGGGGGCCGAAGGAAGUUUUGGAGAGUCUUAGCUCGAGUGGUCUGGGAGAGGAGAGGAAGCAGAAGGUACGCGAGAUGAUGAAAGGGAUCGAGUGA
Messenger RNA from Morchella importuna, 960 nucleotides. RefSeq lists its product as uncharacterized. NCBI's taxonomy places the organism in Eukaryota, Fungi, Ascomycota, Pezizomycetes, Pezizales, Morchellaceae. Bases 1 to 960 code for a protein of 319 amino acids. The transcript has a single exon. The record is from RefSeq and is a predicted model, not a curated record.